This is a messenger RNA of Vespa crabro (European hornet), 995 nucleotides long. It is a transcript of the gene Swip-1, whose product is annotated as EF-hand domain-containing protein D2 homolog. Gene Ontology annotation, molecular function: calcium ion binding. Lineage: Eukaryota; Metazoa; Arthropoda; Insecta; Hymenoptera; Vespidae. Bases 359 to 949 code for a protein of 196 amino acids. The record is from RefSeq and is a predicted model, not a curated record. The transcript has 4 exons.
UCGGCGCGCCGUCAAUGCAUGCCAGUGCAUGUGGUCUCAUCGUGGUGUGUGGUUCGUCUUUUAUUUCUCUUUUUCUCUCUCCCUCUUUCUCCCUUUUUCUCUCUGUCUCUUUUUCUCUCUCUCUUUCUCUCUCUACUGUCUCUUUAAUUUGACAGAACGAUUUAGCGAGGAUUUAAUUAACAUCAAGAAUCUUACGUUCAGUUAUUUACCUUUACUUAACGUUCUAACGAACUAGAACGAGAAAAGUCUAGCGGUACCUGCAGAGAGAAACGUGAAACUUCGUUCUAAAGGACAUCAAAAUAUAGAAAGAGAGAGAUAAUCCACUCGGUUGGAGGGAAAUCUUUGGUAAAGAUAGGAGAUGUCUGCGGACGCUGAGCUUAGUAACAUUCUUAGCAGGAGGCAACGGAUCAACGAGGAUCUCGAUGAGGGUAAAGAAGUGAAGAAACAAUACAGAUUUGUUAACGUCUAUACCGAAUUCCAUGAGCUCUCUCGCCGGGAGAUCAAACGAUACGAGCAAACCUUCAACAGAUUCGAUGAUGGACACGAUGGUUAUCUUGAUCUAAAUGAAUUGAAACGUAUGAUGGAAGUUCUAGGAGCACCUCAAACUCAUCUCGGUUUAAAGGCAAUGAUACAUGAAGUUGACGAAGAUGGUGACGGACGUAUAUCCUUUCGCGAAUUUCUUCUGAUUUACCGUAAGGCACAUGCUGGUGAAUUAGAGCAGGAUUCUGGCUUAGGACAAUUGGCUCGUCUGACCGAAGUAGACGUGGAUGAGGUUGGCGUAUCAGGUGCCAAGAACUUUUUUGAAGCUAAGAUCGAGCAGCUUCGUAAAUCUAGUAAAUUUGAGGACGAAAUUCGCAUGGAACAAGAAGAAAGAAAACGUGAGGAAGCUGAGAAGGCAGCAAGACGCGCACAAUUUAGAGAAAAAGCUGCGAUUUUUAGUAAUAAUUAAAAGAGAAAGAAAAGAAAAAAAUAAAUAUAGGACAGUAUGAAAAGUU